AUGAGCAAAUGUGAUCACUCAGUCUUCUAUCGGCAAUCAACAUUUGGCUCUAUUCUCCUUGUUGUACAUGUUGAUGAGAUUGUCAUCACAGGAAGUGAUUAUGCGGGGAUUUCUUCCCUUAAAUAUUUCUUACAUAACAAAUUUCAAAUGAAGGAUCUGGCCCCAUUAAGAUACUUUUUGGGAGUAGAAGUAAAUAGAAGAGAAAGGGGAAUUUUAAAGUAUAUUCUUGACCUGUUUGCUGACACUGGAAAAUUGGGAGCCAAACCUUAUAGUACUCUAAUGGUUCCCAAUGUGCAUCUUAUGACAGAUGAUGAUGAUCCAGAAAAAUAUAGAAGGCUAGUUGGGAAGUUAAACUACCUUAUUGUGACUCGUCCGAAUAUUUCUUUUGCGGUAAGUGUUGUUAGCCAGUUCAUGUUUGUGCCUAUGAUUAAACAUUGGGAAGCUUUGGAACAGAUUAUGUGUUACUUGAAAGGAUCCCCUGGACUUGGAAUAUUGUAUAGAAAUAUAAUUCAUACUCGUGUUGAGUGCUUUACAAAUGUUGGAUCCAAAAUUGAUAGGAGAUCGACUACAUGCUAUUGUGUGUUUGUUGGAGGGAACUUAGUUUCAUGGAGAAGCAAUAAGCAAAGUGUUGUAUCUAGAUCUAGUGCAUAA
This is a messenger RNA of Solanum tuberosum (potato), 651 nucleotides long. RefSeq lists its product as uncharacterized. Bases 1 to 651 code for a protein of 216 amino acids. The transcript has a single exon. Lineage: Eukaryota; Viridiplantae; Streptophyta; Magnoliopsida; Solanales; Solanaceae. The record is from RefSeq and is a predicted model, not a curated record.